Messenger RNA from Humulus lupulus (European hop), 918 nucleotides. Its product is annotated as ervatamin-B-like. Gene Ontology annotation, cellular component: lysosome. NCBI's taxonomy places the organism in Eukaryota, Viridiplantae, Streptophyta, Magnoliopsida, Rosales, Cannabaceae. The record is from RefSeq and is a predicted model, not a curated record. The transcript is spliced from 2 exons. The coding region runs from base 1 to 918 and encodes 305 amino acids. Gene Ontology annotation, molecular function: cysteine-type endopeptidase activity.
AUGAGUGUUCACGGACGUACCUAUACAGAUGAUGUGGAGAAGGAGAAGCGUCGCAACAUAUACGCCAAUAAUGCAGCCUACGUAGAGCAGUUUAACAGCCAAGGGAAUAGAAGUUUCACGUUGAAAACCAAUUCUUACGCGGAUUUAACCGACGAUGAAUUCAUUAAGGCUCAUACAGGAGGAGUAUACAAGAGGUCUAAUCGGUCAAGUUCAACUCAGUAUGAAUCAUCUUUUGUUUACGAUUCUCUAAGUGAUGUUCCUUCUAGCAUCGAUUGGAGGCAAAAAGGAGUUGUUAGUCCCGUAAGAGAACAACUCCAAUGUGGAUCUUGUUGGGCAGUUGCAGCUGCGGGAGCCGUGGAGAGCCUAACAAAGAUCAAAACGGGGAAGCUAUACCAACUCUCAGUGCAACAGCUAUUGGAUUGCGCCACUCAAAACUCAAACACUCGCGGCUGCGGAGGCGGUAACCAGAACGAUGGUUUCGACUACAUAAUCAACAACGGAGGCAUAACAACGGAAUCCAACUACCCAUACAAGGCCAAAGACGGAGCUUGUGACGGAAAUAGAGCAUCUCAAAUCGCAGCCCGAAUCAACGGCUACCAAUAUCUGCCGGAGAACAACGAGAACGCAUUGCUUAAUGCCGUCUCCAAACAACCCGUGGCGGCUUUCUUGAAUGCCGAGGGAAAAGAGUUUCGCCUGUACUCGAGUGGGGUCUUCACCGGAAGCUGUGGGACGACGCUGGACCAUGUUGUGUUGAUUGUGGGGUAUGGUCAAGCUCAAGAUGGAACAAAGUAUUGGGUGAUUAAGAAUUCAUGGGGACCCCAAUGGGGUGAGAAUGGUUACAUGAGACUUCAGAGAAAUGCUGGUUUUCCACAAGGUCGUUGUGGUAUUGCCAUGUUUGCUUCGUAUCCAACUGCCUGA